AUGUCGUUCACGCAGCGCGCGCCUCAGGUUGUGGAGCUCGGGGAGCCUGCUUCCCCUUUACCGCCUCCUGACGACCCUGAUUCCCCACCACCCCGUAGUAAGCGGCCCCGUCUUGAGGAGCCCGGUGGUGUUUCUGAGGCGGGGUGGAGGCUGCCUUUGGUGCCUCGCUUGUCUGAGGCGGAAAAAGUCUGGGAGUCGUCGGCCAGACCCUUCAAGGCGCUCCUGGUUUCAGCUAAGGAGAUUUUUGAUAACUCCACAGACUCGCGUGUGGAGAAGUCUGUCGGUGAGAGGCAGAUGUGUAAUCUGGGAUGCCGAAAUAGCAGGUUUGAGAUGAAGAGUUGUUUGUGGUCUCUCCCCUCACAAAGUUUUGAUUCUGGUUUGAAGGCUUCUAGAACGUCUUGUGAACCAGGGCUGUAUGACAGAGAGCCCUUCGGUGUGCAUUGCAGUGAUAGAUCUGCAACAGAGGCUGGUCAGCUGCCCAACGCCUCUAUACAUGAUGGACAGGCAAUUAAAAACGAGGAUGGAAAACGAUAUUUACUCCAGGGAAGAGACAAUAGCCAGGAGGACAAUAAUUGCACAAAACAGACAGAAAAUUCAUUUUUAGAUGUUACCUUUUACAAGGAAACCAAAUCAACUUUUCAUGAUAUUAAGAACAGAUGUAAAGCUGACAGCGUUAUGCCAUCAAAUAAAAAAGAAAAUAGCAUUUCAGCAUCUACACUAAAAAUAUCAAAAUCUCAAACCCAGCCCAGCAUGGAAAUUGGCAAACCCAGCUAUUUUAGAGAUUGCAGCACGAUAAGUAUCCCUGAGUUUCCAACUGAUUUAAAUAGCAAAAUGUCUUCUGUCUAUUUAAAGGAAAUAAUGAAGAAAAAUGACAAAAAUGAGGCAUGUGUGAGGGAUUUCACAAACAUUCACUGGUCCCAAAAUAGAUCUGAUGUUAAGAAGCAAAAGUUACAGGAUGAUAAAAAAACUGUGGAUGCAGAAAAUAUUUUUUCUGAAUGUUAUGGAAGUAACCACCAGUCACUCAGCAACCAAAGUGUUCGUGCGAGAAAAAAAGACUUGAUCAGUUUACACUACUAUAAUCACUGUAGUAUCAAGUCUGAUGCAAUGGACUCUGCAAAGAAUUUCACCAUAAAACUAGAAAAUGCAAAUUGGGAAGAGGCAGAAACAUGCCUGGACAGCUACAUAUCUACCAGAUCGGAAAAACUGAAAAGCUGGGACUGUAACAUUAUUUUGAGAAAAAAUAGGAAAAAUUGUUGGAUUAUGGAUAGUUACAAAACUAAAUGUGAAAAUAUGAAAACAACUGGAGAAAUAUUGAAUUUGCAGCCAUUAUUAGAAACAGAUCUUUUAAGCAAAGAAAAUUAUCACAAUACAGAAGUCAUGAAAACACAUGAAGGAAAAUCAGAGCCUCUCAUGAUAGAAACACUGGGUAGUCAAAAAACUUUAAUAAACAUUUUUUGGUUAAAAGGUAAAGGAGAAAACGAUAAUAUGCUACAGUUGAGAUGUUAUACUACACAAAAAGACUUUCAUUUAAGCAGUAUUUUUGAAAAUUUCAUUACAGGAAUUUUUUAUUUCCUUAAAAGUAUUUCAGGAAAUCAAAAAGAUAAUAAUAUCUUAACCUGGUAUGGAAUUUUGAAGUGUAAAAAUCAAAUUGAUGUUCAAAAUUUAAUAACUGGGAAUAUGAAUGUCAAUAGAAAUAAUGAUAUUUUAAGCAUAUAUUUACAAACCAGUGUUUUAGACCUUCUAAAUACUAUAUUGAGAACCAACAUAAUAACAUCUUUGCUCAAUAACUUUGACUCUUUAACAAUAAUUGGAAAUGAUUCUAAAUUAGAAGAGGGAUGCAUUUUCAAAUGGGUAAUAUAUUUGAAUUAUCCAAAAAACGUUACAGUGAAAAAACGUAUCAGUUCCUCCAGUAUGACGAUUAAAAACAUACACUUUCCAAUUUUUGAAACAUAUGAAAAAAUUCCCCUUUUAAUGGACUUUGAUGACAUCGAUGAAAUUUUUUUGACAAAAGAAAUUAGUUACAAGAAUAGGAGUCGUCCUGAACGACUCAUGAGUGUGGGAAACUGGGUGCACUGUAGUCCUAAAACUGUUAAAACACAUGUUAAGUCUUGUCCUCAAUUUUUACAGAUCCAGAAAUAUAUUAAUAAAAAAACUUAUGAAAUAAAUAUGCAGAACCAAGAUUUAUAUUCUGAAGGAAAACAAAAGCAUAAUAAGAUCAACAGAUUUAAUUUUAAAUGCAUAUUUGAAGAUUUCUUCAAUAUUAAGCAACAGGCUUUACAGGCAAGCCACGACAAAAAACACAAUGAACAAACCAAUCUGACGACUAUAACUCCGGUGCUAACUUUUGGGGACUUGAUAAGUGAAAUUGAAGAAAAAAAAUAUGACUUAAUUUUGAAGGAGGAAGUAAAAGUCACAGCACAAAGUUUAACAAACAGUUGCCAAGUUCAUGAAGAUAUUAAGAUAGAAAAGGAAGAGAAAAAGAGUUUUUAUUCAACGGAAGGCAUAUUUUUUGUGCAACCAGUUUCAUUAAUGUGUAAGAAAGUAGGUGUGGAAGAAACUAAAUAUGUUAAUCGAAAUAAUGUAGCUGACAGAAAUGAAUCUGAGAAUAUUUUUCAAGAAAGUGAGUUAGCUAAUUCAAAGCAUUUUCAUCCAAAGAAUGACUCUUCAGAAUGUUUUAAUCUUCAAUUUGAAACUCAUUUGAGUGUAGGGAACAAUGAAUGUUUUCAGGACUUAUCUGCCAAGUGUUUAUCAAGAGACGCUCUGACAAUAGUAAACGAUUUUGAGAUGAAGAGUAAAUUUGAUUUAGUACUUGAAGAACUUCAUAUGUUUCAUGAAAUUAGUACGGAAAAUGAAAUUCUAAGCACUGUGGAAACCAACAAUGGGCAAGAAAAUUACUUUGUAGAAAAUAAUGAUGUUGAGGAGGUAAAAAUGGAGAUUAAAAAAGGUUUGAAAAUGGGUACAGAAAACAAAAUAUGUUCAUCUUCUUUGCUCUGUGAUACGAUAGCAGGUCCUAAUAUGCGUAAAAAACACCAAAACUUGUUUAAAUGGAAAAAAGUACCCAAAAAUGGAGAGCAGGAAGUUCCUAAUGAAUAUUGCUGUCUAAGAACAUCAGAGGAAGAAUUACUCUAUUCUACUUCUAAGGAAGGUUGUGAAAAACCUUCACCUGAAAGACCAGCUUUUUUCUCUGAUGAAUUUAAGGAAGAAAAAUUUAAUUAUUUACUGAAGGGAGGUGGCAACUUUUCAUGUGGAAUUUCAAGAGUUCUACCUCUUAAGACAUGCAGUCGACCAAUCAGAAUUGGUUUGUCAAGAAAAGCUAAGCUUAAACGACUUCAUCCCUAUCUGCAAUAAAUAUGUUACGAGAACUCAGAACAAGAUGGCUGGGGCUUCCCUGGUGGUGCAGUGGUUGAGAGUCCGCCUGUCGAUUCAGGGGACACGGGUUCGUGCCCCGGUCCGGGAGGAUCCCACAUGCCGAGGAGCGGCGGGGCCCAUGAGCCACAAUUACUGAGCCUGCGCGUCUGGAGCCUGUGCUCCGCAACAGGAGAGGCCGCGAUAGUGAGAGGCCCGCGCACCGCGAUGAAGAGUGGCCCCCGCUGGACGCAACUGGAGAAAGCCCUCGCACAGAA
Molecule: messenger RNA, 3623 nt
Organism: Balaenoptera acutorostrata (minke whale)
Lineage: Eukaryota; Metazoa; Chordata; Mammalia; Artiodactyla; Balaenopteridae
Gene: RAD51AP2
Product: RAD51 associated protein 2
Exons: 4
Coding region: 1-3348 (1115 amino acids)
Source: RefSeq, a predicted model, not a curated record